CUCCUCCUGCUCCUCCUCCUCGUCCUCGUCCUAGUCGUCGCCUUCUUCUUCUUGAGCCCGCAAACACAAUCAAUCGCCCCUUCCCACCACUGACAUUUUGCAGACCGUCGCCGCACGCUGCGUGGACGGCGAGCACAAGGAACCUUCCCCGCUCUCUUUUGGACACCCUCCACUCCUCCCCGACAACACCGAGCAUCCCGACUGCUCGCGGCCGGAACGAGAGGCGCACUAGGCGGAGGAGCGCAGAGGCUGAGCCUGCUUGACUGUUGCCGAGCAGUGCAUCAUCAUUUUUGGGGAAGAACCGACUGGCGAGUCGCAUGGAGAAGAGGUAUGAAGAGCUGGUGCACUACUCUGGGACGGAGGGUUUGCCACUGGGGGUGUACGGGGAUGAUGUCAGAUCUCUUCCAGCCCCUCACUACGGAACUGCCAUCCCCGAUUCCCUCAAACACCACAAGGACCAGAUCUAUGGUCACCCCCUGUUCCCGCUACUGGCCUUAGUUUUUGAAAAGUGUGAGCUUGCCACCUGCUCCCCCCGAGACGCCGCCUCCCUUUCGGCCACCUCCCACCUGCCUGGCAUGACAAGCCACAGCGACGUGUGCUCCUCGGAAUCCUUUAACGAUGACAUUGCUGCAUUUGCUAAACAGAUUCGUUCAGAGAAACCUAUAUUUUCUUCUAGUCCUGAGCUGGACAACCUGAUGAUUCAGGCUAUACAAGUUCUUCGUUUUCAUUUGCUGGAGUUAGAGAAGGUGCAUGACCUAUGUGAUAACUUCUGCCACCGUUACAUCACCUGCCUGAAGGGCAAAAUGCCCACAGACUUGGUCCUGGAUGAGCGGGAGGGAGGCUCGAAAUCUGACAUGGAGGACUUUAACGGUUCCUGCAGCAGUCUGUCGGAACAGAACUCAUUGUGGUUACGGGAGCCAGAUGAAUGUGCCACCACUCCUUUGGGGACACCAGGCACCUGCGGCCUGCCUUCACACAGCACAGCAGACAACUGCAGUGAUACAGGCGACGGUCUGGACACGGGGGUGGCCUCCCCCAGCACAGGAGAGGACGACGAGUCUGACCGAGAGAGGAGAAACAACAAGAAGAGAGGCAUUUUUCCCAAAGUGGCCACAAACAUAAUGCGAGCGUGGCUCUUCCAGCAUCUGACGCACCCGUACCCGUCAGAGGAGCAGAAAAAGCAGCUGUCACAGGACACAGGUCUGACCAUCUUACAGGUCAACAACUGGUUCAUCAACGCCAGGAGGAGAAUCGUUCAGCCCAUGAUUGACCAAUCAAAUCGCUCAGGUCAGGGCGGUCCCUACAGCCCCGAGGGGGCGGCCCUUGGGGGGUACGGGCUCGACGGACAAGGCCACCUUGGCCUCCGAGCAGCAGCAGGUCUUCAGGGGAUGCCAUCUCUGCAAGGGGACUACCCUGGUACUUUAUUGUCCCAAGCAGCCUACCCACCCCACCCAGGACCUUCCCUCCACCGGUACCCGGGCCCACACCCACAUGCCGCCAUGCUGCUCCACCCGCCGCCGCAUGCCCACCCCACAGAGCCCCUCAUUGCACAAGGACUGGACAUACAUGCGCACUAGCUGUAGAGAGGGAGUGUCUGUGACCGUGAGUUUGAUGGUCCCUACACACUAUUUAAAGAAAACAAGAUCGCUUGCUCCAAGAGUUUACAUUCCGUACCAAAAGACAAUGACCUCAAUGUAGCUCUCGCACACACACACACAUACACACUGGCAUGCACACAUUGAAACACACACUGGUUUAAGCCAUACCUCUCUCCGAGCAGAAGUGCUUCCUCCGCUCCCAUCGUCUCCACUGUGUCCUGUGGAUGAGACCAAUGCUUUAAACUUCAUAUCCCACCAUGCCUAUUGUUGGACCACCAGAAGAGCGGACAUGACAGGAUAGACAUGACUAAUAUUUAUCGCCAGAUGUGUUUUUCCAAGACAAAGAUAUUACUGGAUGGGACUCAAUCCUGUGACCAUGCCUUCUUCAAGUCUUGUCUUCCUGCACAAGCGACUGCCCGGGAAAAAAAAAGAAGAAAAAAAACACAUACACCCUUCUCUUACACUUUAUUUAAGGCUGUUUUGAUUUUUUACUUAUUCUAUUUUUGUAUUUAUGUGUGCCAAUUAUGGCAGAGGCAGUUUGACACAAGCUUGUUUCAAAUCUUAGUGCUCUUCCUCAGCAUGAAGCGAAAAACGAUGAAUGACUUCCAGUCUGCCUCGCUCUCAUACCACUGACCUCCUUAAUAUGCCAACAGGUGUUCGUUGCGCAGCGCGCGCACACACACAUACACGCACACGCACACACACAUACACGCACACGCACACACACACACACACUGAUGAGACAAGCUCUUGAAUCAUUUGCAUACAUGUGUGUCGCAGCAGUGAGACGGGAGCUGCAGCCAAAGGACUCUUUAAACAUUCUCCUCCCUAUGAACUCUGCUCUGCUCAGACUGCAUUGAAAUGUUUCUGAAUGAUAUGGUCAAAGAAUUAAAAUGUUUUUUUGUAGCACA
This is a messenger RNA of Syngnathoides biaculeatus (alligator pipefish), 2509 nucleotides long. It is a transcript of the gene meis3, whose product is annotated as myeloid ecotropic viral integration site 3. NCBI's taxonomy places the organism in Eukaryota, Metazoa, Chordata, Actinopteri, Syngnathiformes, Syngnathidae. Gene Ontology annotation, molecular function: RNA polymerase II cis-regulatory region sequence-specific DNA binding; DNA-binding transcription activator activity, RNA polymerase II-specific. The record is from RefSeq and is a predicted model, not a curated record. Gene Ontology annotation, biological process: brain development; eye development; embryonic pattern specification. Bases 318 to 1577 code for a protein of 419 amino acids. The transcript is spliced from 13 exons.